CUUCCAGUUCGCCUUAACUGAGAUGGACGUGAUCUAAUCUUCACUGCAUCAAAGAAUGGCCGCUAGCUCCGCGCUUCCCACGGAAGAUGGACAGGUUUCCCUGGGCAUUGAUGAUCUUCACUUUUCGCUGCAAGCUGAGCAGGAAGACACGCAGAAGAAAACCUUCACCUGCUGGAUAAACUCACAGUUGGCAAAGCACACACCUCCCUCGGUUAUAUCUGACCUAUUCGCAGACAUUAAGAAGGGGCAUGUCCUCCUGGACCUGUUAGAAGUGCUCUCAGGGCAGCAGUUGCCUCGGGAUAAAGGAUCAAAUACGUUCCAGUGUAGAAUCAACAUAGAACAUGCCCUGACAUUCCUGAAGAAACGAUCAAUCAAGCUGAUAAAUAUCCAUGUUGCUGACAUCGUGGAAGGAAACCCGUCCAUUAUUCUGGGCCUGAUUUGGACCAUCAUACUGCACUUUCACAUUGAGGAGCUUGCUCGGAAUCUGUCUUGCGAUUACAAUCAACCUUCCCCGGAGGUUUCGGAUGUGGCUGACUCAUCGCCUACCUCAAGCCCUCCAGCUAAGAAGUGCUCCAAAACACAAGCUCAAGCAAGAUGGCAGUUGUCUGCAAAGAAGGCUCUUCUUCAGUGGGCCCAGGAGCAGUGUGCCACGUCUGAGUCUGUCAGUGUGACAGAUUUUAAGUCAAGCUGGAGAAAUGGGAUGGCAUUUUUGGCCGUCAUUCAUGCCUUGCGACCGGACCUGAUUGACAUGGACAGCGUGAGGCACAGAUCCAACAAAGAGAAUCUCAAAGAAGCCUUCAGGAUCGCGGAACGUGAGCUGCAGAUCCCCAAAUUGCUGGAGCCGGAAGAUGUCGAUGUCAUGAAUCCUGAUGAGAAGUCCAUCAUGACUUAUGUGGCGCAGUUCCUGAAGUAUUCAAAGGAUGCCCCUGGCGCUGGAGCUUCAGCUCAGGCCAAGGCGAAGGAUGCUAUGGUAUGGCUAUCUCUGCAAGAGAAGAAACUGCAGAAGAUGCAGAGGGACUCAGCCAAUGAGACAUACUUCAACAAGUAUCACAGUCUGCUGUCCUUUAUGGAGUCAUUGAAUGAAGAAAAGGAACCCUUUGUGGACGUCCUGUCACUGAAAGGGAACAUGAAUGAGCUGAAUGAAGAUCAGUUACGGUUGAGACAAGACUGGGCCGGCCUCACGCACCAGAUCUCUGAGUGGAAAGCCCAGCUGGAUGACGCCUUGCCAUCACCGCUCAAGGAGACUGAAGCGUGGCUCAAGGAUGUGGAGGGGCUUGUGGAGGAAGGGCCACCGACCUCCCAGAAUUACUCAGAAGUUGCAGCUCUGAUCCAAGGGAAAAUGUCUUUAUUCAAGAGUCUGAUGGGGAGCUCUGACUAUCAUUCCAACAUUCUCUUGGCCUUUGAAAACCAAGAUGAGAACCACCUGCCGGUCGUGCCCCCUGACAAACUGGAGGAAAUGAAAAGACGAAUCAACAACAUUUUGGGUAGAAAAUUCAUCCCACUUCUGGAGUUUCAUGACUCCAAGUGCUCAGUCCUUGCUUUGCUAGAUGAAGCGAAGGCAAAGUUGGAUGUUUGGAAUGUCCCUUACGGGAGCAAGGAGUCUGUGGAAGUCGUCCUGGAAGACUGGCAUAAAUUUAUUGAAGAGAAAAAGUUCCUGGCUCAGCUUGAUACUUCUUUUCAAAAAUGUGAAGAAAUGUUUAAGAAUUUGGCUGGAGAAUGUGAGAGUUUUGAGGAGGAGUUUGUGACGUUAGAAAAGGAUGUUCACGAGUGCAGACAGCGCAUACAUAACACGAAGGCCACGUUACAAAGAGUGCUGGAGUGUUGGGCAACGUAUGAGGAAGACCUCCAGCUAUUGAAGACUUCUUUUGAGGCGACAAAGAAGGAGAAAAUUAAAGAGGUUCCCUUUGAGACCCUUUCCCAGUGGAAUGCAAAAUAUACCUCUCUAAAUGAGGCAGGGAGUUUCCUAAUUGAAGUCAGCAAUGGUGAAGUUGGAUCGUCUGUUUCUAAAGAACUGAGAAGGCUGAAUAAAAGAUGGAGAAAGUUUAUCACAAAGACUCCACUUGAACUGAAACUGCCAGUUACAAAAAUUCAGGACCAGCCCACUGGAGACAGUUCUGGAACGAUUCUGUCUGAGUCAGCAACGAUGCCAGCAGAGCUUCCUGAAAGUCCUGGUGAGGGCAUGCAGGCUGUGGACAAACAGGAAGUAGAAGAUGAAGAGUCCACCGGACAAUUGCAGGUGAACGAAGAGGUUGAAAAACUCAUCAAAGAGGUGAGAAUCUGGGAGUUGGAGAGCAAAUCCAUCUUGGAUCUCCUUCGCCAUCAAGGUGAUGUGGAUGGCUCCUCGGAGGAUAGCUUGCAGCAUCUCAUUGCUAAAGGCUCUAUGUACGAGGAACUUCUGGCCAGAACCGAAGAUACCCUACAGAUGGAUGUUCAAAGUGCCUCGAACCUGGAGUCCUUCCAAAAUAUCCUCCGAGCUGGGCUUCAGGCAAAGAUCCAAGAAGCUAAGGAGGGAGCCCAGAUCAUCAUGGUCGAAUUGUCUGCGGUGUGCAAGAACUUAAUGGAUGGUUCACCGGAAGUAGACGUGAGGCGAAAGGUGGAAGAGGCUCGGAAGGACCUGGAGUCGUAUAUCACCAGAGCCCAGCAGUUGCUUGGGCAGAGAGAGCGCCCUGGUGGACUCAUUUCAAAGUACAAGGAAGCAUUGGGAAUUUUUAAUACCAACAGUCUGGCCAAGUAUCUGCAAGCUGUUGAAGAACUGAAGCGUAAUGUCCCAGGUGAUGUGGAGCCACACCUGGAGGAGCAGCGUCGAGAUGUGUGUGCCAAGUGGGAGCCUCUCCAUCAUGAAAUUUCUUUGUAUAUCCAACAACUAAAGAUAGACAUGGAAGAAGGAAAGCUUCGAGACAAUGUUGCAAAACUUGAAAAGCAGAUCAACAAAGAGAAGAAACUUAUUCGCCGAGGGAAGACCAGGGGCCUCGCCAAGGAACAUGAGGCUUGCUUUUCUCCGGGAAGUGUGGCGAGCCAGCUAGAACACCACAUGGGUGUCUUGAGGGUGCUGUGUGAAGAGCUGCCGUCACCAGAGCGUCAACAAGACCUAAAGAGAGCCCUCAGAGAUUACGAACAAAAGAUACAGAAACUUCUGAAGUGUGCUUCCGAGGUUCACAGAACCCUGCAGUCCUCCCAGGGAGGCUCGCCGGAGGAGAGGGAUGCCUUGACCGCAACUGAGAAUGGCAGAAGGGACGCCCCCAGUGAGGCACCAGAUAACCAGCUGUCAACCGAAAAGGCAAUGGAACCCAUGAAGAAUUUCAGCCAGAUGCCAGACUUAAAGCCUCAGCCAGAGGAAAGCAUUAUGGAGAAGGGAGGAAAGGAUUGCAGUGCGCCUCUAAAUGACUUACGGGAAAGGUAUGAUACACAAAGAGAGAUUCUUGAACGGCACCUGCAAGACAGCAAAGCCAGGUUCACGGCUGACUUUCCCGGUGAAAACGAGAGGGCCAGUGCUGGCCUGCAGGCUAAGCUGGCAGAUGUGCAGGUCCUAACAGCUGACACUGAUGCUCGCUGGGGUGAGUUCGAAGUCACUUCACUGAAUUUAGAAAGUCUGGUGACUGACCCGGAGAAGCCUGCACUAGCCCAGGCCAGAGACCUAUUCGAGGAAGAAAAACACGAGCUUCAGAGGCUUCUGAGCACCAGAAUGGAGUCACUGGAGAUGGCCCUGCAGAUCGUACUGCCCCUGGAGAAGGAGUGUGCUCGCCUGUGUGACCCCCACCUGCCCUUCUGUACGGUGGCUCUCCAGGGCCUGCAUCCUGUGGAAGUUGAUGGCAUCUAUCAGAACCUUCGGGAUGUUCAAGAUUCCAUAGCAAAGCAGAUCAGAAGAUGUGCCACUUUAAAGGAGCCGAGUGACUCUAUACCAAGGGAUUUACACACACUAGAUCAGUGUGCAAUACAGGAUGUUGUGCUAAAAUGCAGACUCCAGCUGGAGGCCGUGAACCGGAAGGUAGAGAUGAGGGAAGAUGCCCUGGAGGCUCUGGAAGGUUUUUUGGCUUCUCUGAGAGCAGCUAAGCACUCUGCUGAGCCUCCUGCAGACCCUCGUGCCUCCAAUGCACUAGAGGAUACUCCGGCAGUGAGAGCUGUUGAGGAAGACAUCCUUCUGAUGAAGGAGAAGGCUGGGCCUUUGGAUGAACGCUUGAGGAUGCUUGGCAUAGACGUUAAAGAUGCUGAGGGAGGGGAGCACACCACCUGUGAGAAACUUCUUGGUGCUGUGCCAGUGAAGUUCUCAGACUCGCAUGGCCAGAGUAAACAGGAAGGACUUACGGAGGACAAGACGUUACUGGAGGCUUGUAGUUCCAAAAAUCACGAGCUCUUUAAAAAUAUUCAAGACAUCCAGAAUCAGAUCGGUAAAAUCGGUCUGAAGGAUCCCACCGCUCCAGCCGUGAAACAUCGGAAAAAGUCAUUACUCAGGCUGGAUAAGGACCUAGAUGGAUUUGAAGAAGAAAAGAUGCGCAUACAAAAAAUGGCUGAUUCUCUCCCAGAAUUCAAAGAUGGCAAAGAGAAAAUGGUGAUUCAACAGUGUCAAGAUACAGUAGCCUUGUGGGAGACGACGAAAGCUUCUCUCACAGAGAGCCUUGAACAGUGCGGAAGUGUUCUGGAGCUGUUGAAACAAUAUCAGAAUAUUAAAAACAACUUGACGGCUUUGAUUCAAAAAGAAGAGGGUAUCCUCUCCCAGCAAGCUUCCUACAUGGGAAGGGACAACCUGAAGAAGAAGGUGGCAGAGAUUGAAACUGUCAAAGAAGAGUUCAAUGAACAUUUAGAAGUUGUAGACAAGAUAAAUCAGAUUUGUAAAAAUCUACAGUAUCAUCUGAAUAAAAUGAAAACCUUUCAAGAGCCGCCUUUUGAAAAAGAGGCUAAUGCUAUCGUGGACAGAUGGCUGGAUAUAAACGAGAAGACAGAAGAAUAUGGUGAAAAUCUCGGGCGGGCAGUGGCCUUGUGGGACAAACUUUUCAACAUAAAAAACAGCAUUGACGAGUGGGCUGCGAAGACCCUAGGGACAGUGGAGUCGCACCAGCUGACCGAGGAGGACAGGGAAAGGCUGGAGGAAGAGCUGAAAGUCCACGAAGAGCAAGCUUCCGAAUUUUCCAGAAGAAUGACCGACAUACAAUCGCUGCUUCAAAGCAAUGAGAAGCCACUUGAGCUGCAGGUCAUGGAGUCCUCCGUCCUGAGCAAGAUGAGAGAUGUAAAAAGGUACGUCACAGGAGAACCCAAUAGCUACGUGCCCAGUGGGAACACAGCUGAGCUGAGAGAGGAUCUGGACCAAGCCAAGACCCAAAUGGGGAUGACCGAGUCCCUCCUGAAUGCCUUGUCUCCCUCCGACAGCCUGGAGAUCUUCACAAAGCUUGAGGAAAUCCAGCAGCAGAUCCUCCAGCAGAAACACAGCAUGACCGUCCUCGAGAAUCAAAUAGGGUGUCUCACUCCAGAGCUCUCUGAAUUGAAAAGACAAUAUGCGAGUGUCAGCGAUUUAUUUAACACCAAAAAGAGCGCUCUGCAAGAUCACUUUUCCACGUUCCUGAAUGACCAGUGUAAGAACUUUAACGACUGGCUCAGCAACAUCCAAAUGAACCUUAAGGAGUGUUUUGAACCACCAGAAACAAAACUGAGCAUGGAACACAAGCUGCAAAAACUUUCUGAUUUCUUGACUCUUGGAGGAGGGAACAGUAAAAUACAGCAGGUGGAGACUGUUCUACAGCACGUGAAGAUGCUUCUGCCCAAAGCUCAUGUCAAAGAGCUUAAGAGCUGGCUCGGCAGUCAAGAACUGGAAUUAGAAACCAUGGAGUCCGCAUGCCAGGCCCGAGCAAGGGAGCUGAAUGACUCCCUGCAGCAGCUCCUGAGAUUGGAUGAUGAUUGCCGAAGCCUAAGUAAGUGGUUGACUAAUCAGGAAGAGAAGUGGAAAGAAAGGGAACCAGCAGGAGAGAAAACAGACCUGUUUUACCAGGCGUUAACCAGGAAGAGGGAGCAGUUUGAGACUGUGGCCCGGCUCAACGACUCUCUGAAGGAGCAUGGGCUUACCCAGGCAGAAGAGACGGUCAAAGAAUCAACACAUCUGAUUGAUAGAUACCAGACUUUAUUGAGACAAUUACAUGAAAUUGAGGAAGAGGAUAAGAUACCACCUGCCGAAGACCAGAGCUUUAAUGAUCUUGCACACGAUGUAACUCACUGGAUAAAAGAGAUUAAAGAGUCCCUUAUGGCUUUGAAUUCAUCAGAAGGCAAAAUGCCACUCGAAGAAAGAAUCCAGAAAAUAAAGGAAAUCAUUUUACUGAAGCCUGAAGGAGAUGCCAAAAUCCAGAGAGUGAUGAGACAAGCUGAACGCUGUGAGGCCCCGUUGGUUCAGGAGACCCUUACGGAUCUCAGUAACCAGUGGGACAACACGCUCCAUCUAGCCAGCACAUAUCUAAGCCAUCAAGAAAAGCUUGUCCUGGAAGGAGAGAAGUAUUUGCAGAGUAAGGAGGCGCUGCGACUGAUGCUCACGGAACUGAAGAAGCAGCAGGAAGCGGGCCUUGCUCUACAACCUGGCUUGCCAGAAAAGCAAGCGCAGUUAAAGAUUUGUAAGAAAUUCCUCCAGAAAGCUCAAGAUUUGACAUCUUUGCUAGAGGAGCUAAAAUCUCAGGGCAAUUACCUCUUGGAGUGUACUAAAAAUCCUAGCUUCAGUGAGGAGUCAUGGCUGGAGAUAAAACAGCUUCAUGAAAGCCUUCUUCAGCAGCUCCAGGAUUCUGUGCGAAAAUUAGAGGGUCAUGUUCAAGAACACAGCUCAUACCAGGUUUGCAUCACAGACCUAAACACCACACUGGACGAUAUCUCUAAGGAGUUUGUCAGUCUCUGUGAUGCUUCUGAGGACCAAAUAACAGUUGAGGACAGAAUGCAGAAAUUACAGGAACUGGAGAGUGGACUCGGUUGCCAAGGUGGAGCCUUAAAGAAGGCCUCUGCAUUAGCAAAAUCCAUCAAACAAAAUACAUCUUCAGUAGGACAGAAGAUUAUUAAAGAUGAUAUAGAGUCACUUAAGUAUAAACAAAAGAAUUUGCAAAACAGAAUUGAAUCUGCCAAGCGGGAGACUGAAAAUGGUCUCAACAGCGUCCUCAAAUCCAAAAGCUCGGCAGAAAAACAUGCGGAGUUUUCUCCGCCAGGUGGAGAGAUGCUGGCCACUUCCAAUGUGCCCGAGCCCACUCAGGAGUCAGCGGCAGUGGGGGAGUCAGAGGGGAGCUGGGAAACAAACAAGAACUCAGCUGUGGAGAUGAUUUUGUCAAAACAACUUUCCCUCAACGUUCAAGAAAGCAUGCAAAACAGCCAAGAUGAGCGGAAAGUCAACGAGCUGCGAAAUCAACCUUUAGAAUUGGACAUUAUGCUAAGAAAUGAACAAUUAAAAGGGAUGGAGGAAUUAUGUACCCACUUGGAAGCGAGAAAAGCAGCCAUUGAACUUCUGGAACAGACUCAGCAUCUCAGCAAAACAGGAGAAAGAGCCUCGGCUCUCCACACCGCCAGAUCUCCAGCGUACCACGUGGACAGUCUACUCCAGGCGCUUCUUACUUUGAAGAAAACUAAAGAAAGCCAGUAUGGUCUCCUUUAUGGUUUCCAAGACCUGCUGGUUGCAGCUGAAUCCUCACUGAACAUCUUCUUGGCAGAAGCAGAAAGCCUCAAAGCAGGCUCACUAGACAGUGCAACCUAUCUGGCCAAAAUCAAGAAGUUCCUGGGGUCGGUAGAAAAAGAAAAGAGCUCCUUGAGCAAGCUUUGCAUGAAAUGGCCACAUUUAUCCAGCCACCUGAGCGCCGAGGAUCAAAAGCUGGUGGAGAGCCAAAUGAAGCAACUGGAACAUGGGUGGGAACUUGUGGAGCGGCUGGCUCACAAGAAGUGUUUUCAGCAAGCCACGGAGCACAGUGAACUUACCUACCUCCUGCAGAAGGCCCAGGACAUCGGCGUUUCUCUGCAUCAGCAACAACAGCGCCUACUGCUAAGUCUGAACUCUCCAGGACAGCAGGAGGGGAGCCUGGACAUGGUUGCCCCGGCUGCCGAGAUCCAGGCAAUCAAAUACGAAUUUUCUGGUUUAAAGCGGCAAGCAGAGCUUCAGAUGAAGAGACUUUGGGGAGAAAGGGAAAAGGAAACUCUGGAGGAUGCACUGAAUAAUUUGAAUAAGCAACUGGAGGCGCUGGUGCCAUUAAACCAAGAGGCAGAAAGUCAGGUUAAGAAGUGUGACCUAAAGAACAGGAUAAAGGAGACUCUCUUAUGGGUCAAGAACAUGUUGGCGGAGCUCACUGCCCCCAUCGCCCUCCUUCCCGACGACAUCCUUUCUCAGAUCAGAAAGUGCAAGUUGAUUCACGAUGGCAUUCUGGGUAAGCAGCAGGCGGUGGAGUUGCUGGUGGAAGAGGUCAGAGGCAGCACUCCCAGCCUCCCAACGAGUGAUAGUGAUGGUUUAAAUACUCUCCUGGAGGAUUUACAGAAUCAAUACCAAGCGCUGCUUUUAAAGUCAACGCAGAGGUCACAGCAGCUAGAGUUGAAGCUGGAAGAAAGAAGCAAAUUGUUUGCGAUCAUAGGAAAGGCUGAGGUGGUGCUUGGACAAAGCGAACCGUUCAUGGUCCCCACGCAGGAGAAAGCCGCCGCCACGGAAGCCGAGCUGGAGCGUCGCCAGGCCAUCUUGAAGGCGUCCCAGCAGCAACUGAGAGACACGGAGAGUGCCAUCUCAGCACACCUUCAGGAACUCACAAGUGCCUACAAGGAUGCAAAUGUGUUUGAGAGAUUAUUUCUGGAUGACCAGUUAAAAAACCUCAAAACAAGGACCACCCGAACACAAAGAUCCAUCCAGAGUCAUUGUAACGAAGUCGAAGGCAAGAUCAGGUGGCUCCGAGAAUUUCACGAGAAAGCAGCUGUGCUUCAGAAAGAGGUUGAGAGCAUCCAGCUCGGGGAGCUUCUCCCGCUUCCUCAAGAGCCAGCGCCGGAUGCUAGAGAGCAACUCUGCCAUCUUAAAAACAAGCUGGCUGCUCUUCAAGGCAACAUCUCACAAGUGUUGACAUCUGAAGAAGUGUUUGACUCCAUAGGGCUAGGCUGGGAUGGCUCACUGCUUGAGCAGUUACAGACCCAAGUGUCUGAAAGGCGAAGGGAAUUGGAAGAAAAAAUUAAGCAGCUGGACACAUUUUUGAUAGCACGUGACAGGUACCAAGCGUUACUAAGUAAGAUAAAGGCCAUGGAUUUGCAAAUUAAGGAAAGGGCCAAAUCACUGCUGACAGGCCCUAAUAUGUCACCAGAAAGCACACUGCUCCACGCACAACUUUUGAUUCAGAAAAUCGAAAAAGCCAAAUGCUUGCGUGAUGAGGUAAUGAAGAAGUUGAUUGAAAAUGAGGCUUUUGACGACUCAUUCAAAGAGAGUGAGAUGCUGCAGCUGAAGCUGACUGCAGAAGAAACUGCUGGGCUUCAAGAGGCUCUCCAGAACAUGCUGCUAGAAUUGCAACCGAAAGGAAUGGAUGCAAAGGCUUUCCAGGAUAAACUGGAACAUUCCCUACGUGUUUUAAAGCAAAUACAGGCUCGGUUACAGCAGCCUUUGUGUGUAAAUUUGGGGACUCAACAUAUUCAAGAUGAGAAGGAGACUUGGGAAGCAUUUGGUGAGCAAGUUCGGGCAGAAAUGUGUGGUAUUAGAGCCAUGACUGUUACUGAGGAGCAAAGACAAGACAACCCUUCCGGGACAAGUGGCGUGGAGGCAAAACUGCAGGACCUCGAAGGUCUUCACAUGGAGCUGAGCAAAAGCAUUGAUUUACGCACAAAUGUCCUGAAUGAUGCCUAUGAAAACGCAUCCCACUAUGAUGAGAUAGUCUCGAGGGCAGUAGGGAUCAUCAGGUCCCUGGAAGCCAUGCUUUUAUCGUACAGAGUCGACCUUCACCAUCCCAAAGACUCAUUGGAGCUGGCGCGCUGUGAGCAAAAGGAAUUGCAGUCUGCAGUAACAGACAUCCAGAACCUCACUGAGACGCUGGGGACUAUCUACAGCCCCGAGGCCAAAGAGCAACUUCAGCGCACUUUUCAAGAACUAGCUUCUAAGAACUCAGCCUUGAAGGCAGUGCUGGAGGCCCAGGAGGCAGAGGACGGAAGGUGCCUAGAGAAUUACAAACGCUAUGGAAAAAUGAAAGAGGACAUUUGCUCUCGGCUCAGGAAAAUGGAGACAGAUCUCGGACAGUCCAUGUCCCCAUGGCCCAGGUCUUACAAAGAAGCUCUGGGGCGCCUGGAUCAGAGCAAGGCCCUGACAUCAAGUGUCCUGUCAAUCAAAGAAGACUUGGUGAACCUCCGUCAGGUCCUCAGACACCUGAGUUGCAGGUGCACAGAGAGUGAGGGUGCCUGUGUGCGCCUCGUGGCCUCUGCCCUGUGGGAGAAGUGGCUGAGUGUGCUGGAAGCUGCCAGAGGGUGGCAGCAGUGGUGUGGGGAGCUGAAGAGGGAGUGGAAGUUCAUCAGUGAGGAGAUUGAACGAGAAGCAAUCAUUUUAGAGAAUCUUCAGGAGGACCUUCCAGAAAUUUCCAAAACAAAGGACUCCGCUCCCACAGAGGAACUCUGUCAGCUCUUGGACUCUCUGUGCCAGCAUGAGGAGAGCGUGGAGAAGCAGCUGCUGCUGCUGGCCCUGCUUCUUCAGCGCAUAACGAGUAUCCAGAACAUUCCUCAAGGCACGGAGACCGUGGAAACCAUCCCAGCACUUCAAGAGAUUAGGUCUAUGCAAGAACGGUGCAACAGGCUUCUUCAGGCAGCUCAGAAGAAUAAGGACUUGGUCCAGACUGAAAUCCAGGCACGGCAUUCUUUCGAAAAGGAAUUAACUGAUGUGAAGCAUUCAUUUGAACAGAUCUCAACUUCCUUCCAAGACUUGGCAUUGGAAGGCCAUCCAGAAAGGGCAGAACAGCUGGAGGAGCUGCGAAGCGUUCUUCAGAAAGGCAAGCUGACUUUGGAGAAGGUCAUGGAAAAAUUACGCAUCAAGUAUUCCGAAAUGUACAGCAUAGUCCCCGCGGAGAUCGAAUCCCAGGUGGAAGAAUGCAGGAAGGCUCUGGAAGAUGCAGAUGAGAAGAUCACCAGUGAAAUCUCGACACAUUCACCAUCAUGUGUCAUGAGGAGGAAAAUAGAGGAAAUUAACAACGGGCUUCAUGGCAUUGAAAAAAUGUUGCAACAGAAGAGCAAAAACAUUGAGGACGCUCAAGAAAUUCAAAAGAAAAUAUGGGAUGAACUUGACCUCUGGCACUCCAAGCUAAACGAGCUGGACUCGGAAGUUCAGGACUUUGUUGAGCAGGACCCAGGACAGGCUCAAGAGUGGAUGGAUAACUUGAUGGCUCCUUUCCAGCGACACCAGCGAGUGUCCCAGAGAGCAGAAUCCAGAACCUCCCAGCUCAACAAGGCCACAAUCAAGAUGGAGGAAUAUAGCGAUCUUCUGAAAAGUACAGAGGCGUGGAUAGAGAAGACCAGCCGUGUGCUAGCCAAUCCUGCCUGCUAUGACUCUUCAAAGACCCUGAGCCACCGCGCCAACGCCCUCCAGAUGGCUCUGGAAGAUGGCGAGCAGAAGUACAGCCUUCUACAUUCCGUCUUCACGGAUCUAGAAGACCUGUCAGUCAUUUUUGAAACAGAUGACCUCAUCCAGUCCAUCCAAGAGUUAAGUGGCCAGGUGGCUGCUUUACAGCAGCAGAUAGUGGAGGCUCUUCCACACAUCCAGCAGGUGGCAGACGAUGUGGUUGCAAUUGAGUCUGAAGUAAAAUCAAUGGAGAAAAAGGUUGCAAAAAUUAAAGCUAUUCUGUUAUCCAAAGAAAUAUUUGAUUUUUCACCUGAAGAACAUCUCAAGCACGGAGAGGUCAUACUUGAAAACAUCCAUCCCAUGAAAAAAACGAUUGCCGAGAUAAUGACUUACCAAACGGAACUAAGGCUACCCCAGACAGGAACCAAACCUCUGCCUGUCUUUCAGAGGACAAAUCAGCUUUUACAAGAUGUGAAACUGUUGGAAAAUGUGACUCAAGAACAAAAUGAGUUAUUGAAGGUUGUCAUAAAACAGACUGCUGAAUGUGAUGGCGAAAUAGAAAAUCUGAAACUGAUAUUAAAUAAGUCUUCAGCUGAGUUCUCCCCUGAACGAGUGUCACGAAAGCAAGCUGCCGACCUGCCUUCAUCACGGGGAAAGAUGGAAGGGUUGGAAAAGCAGAUUCUGAAUCUAAACCAGAAGAAGGACGAUCUGCUGGUGGGCUUGAAGGCCGCUGUACUGAACCUUCACGAGCACCUGAAGCAGGAACAGCAGGAAGGAGAAGGAGAUGAGCUGUCGGAAGAGGGCGGAGUCCCCGAGAGGGGUGCCUCGGACAGGAAGCUGAAAAGAGCAAGCUCCAUGUCUUUCCUGCCAGUGGUCAAGGAGGAGGCGGAAGAAAGCUCUGUGAAGAGUGAAGAUGGACGUAAGAGAGCAGAGCCACCCUGUGCGUCCUGGUCUCUUCUCUGGAAGCACGGCCGGGACCUGGAGGAGGAGGAUGGGGCGUCCUCAUCCUCCGCCACCAUCGUGCAGGAGGCAGAUGGGAGAAUCAGCACCUGUGACAGUUCCAUGGCACACAUUAUCGCAGCAGACUCCGGAAGCACUGAGCAAGGCCCAGAACCUUCCCCGAGGCCCAGCUGCACAGCAGAGGGUGCCACGCCUCCCAUUGAGGCUACACCUCUGGACUUUCCUCACGAGCAAGGAGCCUUUGAGGCCACAGUGGAGAGAAGUAGGCCUCCGCCUGCAGAAGUCCUCCAUGUCUGCAAGACCCAGGUGGCCGAGCUGGAGCUGUGGCUGCAACAAGCCAACGUGGCGUUCGAGCCGGAAACAUUAGACACAGACAUGCAGCAGGUGGUGGAACAGGAGCUGGCUGGGUGCCAGGCUAUGCUGACAGAGAUUGAGCACAAGGUUGCUUCUCUGUUAGACACUUGCAGAGACCAGGGCCUGGGAGACUGCGGAGCCACUCAGCAAGAGGCUGAAGCCCUCUCCUGGAAACUCAAGACUGUGAAGUGCAACUUGGAAAAGGUCCAGAUGAUGCUUCAGGAGAAGUAUAGCGAGGACCAGCAUCCCACCACUCUCAAGAAACCGUCCGAGCCCCACACCCUCCUCCAGCCGGUCAGCCUUCCCGAGCUUGAAUCCCUCGAAACUGAGAGGCCACAGUUCAGCAGACAGAAGGACGUUCCCCAGGCACAGGUUCUCGAGUUAAAACCAUUGGAACAGAAAGAUUUGAUCAAGUUCACAGAAUUUAAUGCUAAGAAAACAUGGCUACAGUGUUGCCAACAGGAUGGAGAUGCAAAUCGGCAACCAGCUUCGAGCAGCAAGGUUCCUCUACCUGGAAAUGCAGCCCCAGACUCAGCCUUGCCACUCCAGGGCCAAAGUGGUGAUAAAUGGCAGUAUCUUUACCAUGAACUCACUUCAAGACCAAACCCCCCGGGGCCUCAGCUCGUGGAGCCUCAGGUGGCCACAAAUACGAGUACUCUCCCCAGUGUGAGUGUGUAUAACUUCAGAUGCCCUACAGCUGAGGAGCUGCAAGCUUACACCACGCAGCUUGAAGAUCUACGUCAAGAAGCAAACAGCCUUCAGACACAGGAAAGUAUGACAGAAGAAACAUACAUGAAUUUGGAUAAAAGAUUGUUUGAACUCUUUCUGAGCCUCAGCCGGUGCCUGGGCAGUGUGGAGGAGCUGCUGCAGAGACCUGGGCUGCUGAGGGAGGAUGCCUCGGCCCAGCAGGUGCUCUUCGAGAAACUGGCUCUGGAGCUGAAGAAGCUUUAUUUAGCUCUGGGCGACAAGAAGGAUGAUCUUCUGAAAGCUGUGACUCAGCCUGAGGAGAACACCACGUUGCUACCCGAAUGUUUCGAUGCUCUGAAGGUCAGCCUGGAGCGUACACAGGCAAAAGCUGCCUGGAGAAGCUCUUCCCUGAAGGCUGGCCUUGACCACACCCGCAGCUAUCAGAAUGAAAUAAAGCGACUGUACAAUCAACUCAUUAAGAAGAAAAUGGCUUUACAACAGUCUUUGAAUGAAAUCAGUGGACAGAGUAUUGGUGAACAGCUUCAGAAAGCAGAUGUGCUCACAGCAGAGCUGCAGAACGCGGAGAGGCAAGUCGCCAAACUAAGAAACGAAGGGGAGAGGCUUCGCUUCCCUCAUGCCUUACUCCAGGAUGUUUACAAGUUGGAGGAUGUUCUUGACAGUAUGUGGGGAAUCCUGAGAGCCAAAUACUUAGAACUCAGCAGCCCGUUCCUCUCUGAGAGCCAGCAGGAUGCCUUGCUUCAAGGCAUGGAGGAGCUAGUCAGUAUUGGAAAAGAAAAGCUUGCAACUGGCCCUUUGCAACAUGCCAAGAGUAAAGUUGCUUUGCAGGCUCAAUUGCAAGAUCACAAGGGAUUUUUUCAGAAGCUUGUUGCUGACAUGUUGUUGAUUCAAACCUAUUCGGCAAAAAUGUUCCCGCCUUCGUUACAAAAGGGAGAGAGAUUUGGGGCCCAACAAGUGGCAGAUGUGAGAGCCGUGGAGGAAGCGGCCUGCCUGCGAGGCUCGCAGCUUCAGAGCGUGCUGCAGAAAUGGGACGCGUUUGAUGACAGCUACGCAUCUCUUGAGAAGGACCUGGAAGUUCUUAUCUCUUCUUUGCCCUCCGUGAGUUUGGUGGAGGAGACGGAAGAAAGACUGCUGGAAAGGAUUUCAUUUUACCAGCAAAUAAAAAGAAACAUUGACGGAAAGCACGCGAGGCUUUGCCAAACCCUGAAUGAAGGCAAACAGCUGGCGGCAGCUGUGAGCUGUCCUGAGCUAGAGGGCCAGAUCACGAAGCUAGAAGAGCAGUGGCUGUCUCUCAACAAGAGGAUUGACCACGAGCUGCACAGACUGCAAACGCUUCUUAAGCAUCUCCUCAGUUACAGCAGAGAUUCAGCCGAGCUCACCAGGUGGUUGGAAUCGUCUCAGCAAACGUUGAAUUACUGGAAAGAACAAUCCCUCAAUGUUUCUCAGGACCUGGAUACCAUCAGAAGCAACAUAGACAGAUUUUUUGAAUUUUCCAAGGAAGUUGAUGAGAAGUCCUCCCUGAAGUCUGCGGUAAUGAGCACUGGGAACCAGCUUCUCCACCUGAAAGAGGCAGACACAGCCACACUGAGAGCCUCUCUAGCCCAGUUCGAGCAGAAGUGGACAGUGCUCAUAACUCAGCUUCCAGACAUUCAAGAGAAACUCCACCAGCUUCAGAUGGAGAAAUUGCCUUCUCGCCACGCAAUCUCCGAGAUGAUCAGCUGGAUGAAUACUGUGGAGCCUCAGGCUGCGGGAGAGGACACAGAGCUCUCACAGCGGUCGGCAUCUCAAGUCAAAAGUCUUCUGCAGAAGCUCAAGGAGUUCAGAAUGGAAAUGAACUACAAGCAAUGGAUCGUUGACUUUGUUAACCAGUCACUGCUUCAGCUGAGCACCUGUGACGUUGAAAGCAAGCGCUAUGAAAGGACCGAGUUUGCGGAGCACCUGGGAGAGAUGAACCGCCAGUGGCACCGAGUGCUUGGAGCCCUGAAUAGAAAGAUCCAACAUUUGGAACAACUCCUGGAAAGUAUCACUGAGAAUGAAAACAAAAUACAGACUUUGAACAGCUGGUUGGAGGCCCAGGAAGAGAAGCUGAAAAUACUCCAAAAACCUGAAAGUGCCAUCUCCAUGGAGAAGCUGCUCCUGGACUGCCAGGAUAUAGAAAAUCAGCUUGCCAUGAAAUCAAAAGCACUGGAUGAGUUGAGACAAAGUUCACUGACUUUGGAGGGGGGAGACAUGCCCCUGUUAGAAGACAUGGCGUCUGGAAUUGAUGAGCUGUUUCAAAAGAAGAGUCAUGUGACCGGCCAGGUCCAUCAGCUCAGGGCCUCCGCGCAGUUGGCGCUGCAGGAGUGGAAGGCCUGUGACAAGCUCUACGAUGAGGCCAAUGUGGUGACAAUCCAACUCGCAUACUCGAUGGAGCACAGCAAGCCUGCGGUUUUAUCAAUGGAGGCCUUGGACUGCCAGGUGCAGAACCUUCAGGCCCUUCAGGAUGAAGCUGAGCGCAGGGAAGGUAGCUGGGGGAAACUACAGGAGGCUAUUGGCAGACUCAAAGAUUCUUGCCCCUCCAUUGCUGGAAUAAUGGAAGAGAAAUGCCAAGAUGCUCAUUCAAGGUGGACCCAGGUGAACCAAGACCUCGCAGACCAGUUGCAGGAGGCCCGAGGUCAGCUGCAGCUCUGGAAGGCUUCUCACAGCGCUCACGCAGAAGCUGCAGCCUGGCUACGGCAGCAGGAAGUGAAGUUCCAACAGCUUGCCAACAUCAACAUGUCAGGAAACAACCUGGCAGACAUCCUGCCGCUGGCCCUGCAGGACAUAGAGGAGCUGCAGCGUGAGGUACUGAGGACGAAGGAGGCCUUCCUGGAGAAUUCUCCCCUCUUGGAUCAGCUCCCGCAGCCCGCAGACCGCAGCACCCCCGGGCUCCAUUCUGGACAGCUCCACUCCCUCCAGACAGCUGCCUAUUUGGAAAAGAUGCUGCUGGCGAAGUCAAGUGAAUUUAAGAUUGUUCUGGCACAGUUUAAGGAUUUUGGGGACCGGCUGGCAUAUUUACAAGAUCUUAUUAUGCACGAGGAAGAAAACUUGAAUAAACUUUACCAUGAAGAGAAAGAGGAAGUUCCUGGCAUGUUUCUGAACCAUGUGCUAGCACUGACGGCCCAGGCACCUGACAUUGAACGUUUGAAUGAGGAGAGCCUCAGGCCCCCCCUCAGUGACAUAACAAUAAAAACACUACAAAAUGUGAACCGGCAGUGGAUCCGGGCAACGGCCACAGCGCUGGACCACUACAGCAAACUUCAGGGAAAUGGGUUGAAUGAAAACUUCCUUCAUUACUGUGAAAAAUGGAUUCAGCUUCUGGAGAAGAUACAGGAGGCGCUUACCAUGAACGCUGCCCAUAGCCUCCCAGCUCUCCUGGAGCGACAGAAAACCUAUGAGAUGUUAGAAGCUGAGGUUUCUAUAAACCAGACAAUUGCUGAUGCUUACGUGGCCCAGUCCUUACAACUCCUGGACACAACAGAAGCAGAGAAGAGGCCAGAAUUUGUCUCCGAAGUCUCAAAGCUGUCGGACCAAUGGCAGAAUGCUGCCCGGGGUGUUCAGCAGAGGAAGUGUGACAUCGACAGGCUGGUGACACAGUGGCAGUUCUUCACCACCUCUGUGGAGGACUUGCUCCGUUUCCUCACCGACACCGGCCACCUACUGUCUGCAGUGAAGGAGCAGGACUGUUACAGCCUCUACCAAACCAGACGCCUGAUCCAUGAGCUGAAGAACAAAGAGAUCCAUGUUCAGAGGUGGCGAACCACCUACGAACUGGCCUUGGAAGCUGGGGAGAAAUUACGGGACACACCCAACCCGGAAACUAAAGAGUUCAUUGACAGGCAGGCCAGCAAGCUUCAGGACGCCUGGAAGGAUACUGAGCUCAGCCUGAGAGAGAUGAUCAGCCAGCUCCAGAACACGGCGGAGACCUGGGACCAGUGUGAAAAGAAAAUCAAGGAGCUGAAAGGCAGGCUGCAAGUUCUGAAAGCACAAAGCAAAGACCCUCUUCCCGAACGUCAUGAGGACCUCCACAGAGAAAGGGAGCUGAUUAAGGAAGUAGAGAAGUCCCUGGCUAACUGGACGCACAACUUGAAAGAACUUCAAGCUAUGAAGGCCGACUUGAGCCAGCACAUCCUGGCGGAGGACGUGACGGUUCUGAAGGAGCAGAUCGAGCUUUUGCACAGACAAUGGGAGGACCUCUGUCUGAGAGUGACUGUCCGCAAGCAGGAGAUUGAAGACAGACUCAACUCAUGGAUCGUGUUCAAUGAAAAAAAUAAGGAAUUGUGUGCUUGGCUGGUCCAGAUGGAAAACAAAGUUCUCCAGACAGCGGAUAUUAGCAUUGAAGAAAUGAUUGAAAAGUUACAGAAGGACUGCAUGGAGGAAAUAAGCUUGUUCAGCGAAAACAAGCUGCAGCUGAAGCAGAUGGGCGACCAGCUGAUCAAGGCCAGCAGCAAGGCCAAGGCUGCCGAGAUGGAGGACAAGCUUAGCAAAAUCAACGACCGCUGGCAGCAUCUCUUCGACGUCAUUGGAUCAAGGGUGAAGAAGCUGAAGGAGACGUUUGCUUUCAUUCAGCAGUUAGACAAAAACAUGAGCAACCUCCGCACCUGGCUGGCGCGAAUCGAGUCUGAGCUCUCCAAGCCGGUGGUUUAUGAUGUCUGUGAUGACCAGGAGAUCCAGAAGAGGCUUGCUGAGCAGCAGGACCUGCAGAGAGAUAUCGAGCAACACAGCGCAGGGGUAGAGUCUGUGUUCAACAUCUGUGAUGUCCUAUUGCAUGACUCCGAUGCCUGUGCCAACGAAACGGAGUGUGACUCAAUCCAGCAGACCACCAGGAGCCUGGACAGGCGCUGGAGGAACAUUUGUGCCAUGUCGAUGGAGCGGCGCAUGAAAAUCGAGGAGACCUGGCGGCUAUGGCAGAAGUUUUUAGAUGACUAUUCCCGCUUCGAGGACUGGCUCAAGUCGGCCGAGAGGACCGCGGCCUGCCCCAAUUCCUCCGAGGUGCUGUAUACAAAUGCCAAAGAGGAGCUGAAGAGGUUUGAGGCCUUUCAGCGGCAGAUUCACGAAAGGCUGACGCAGCUGGAGCUCAUCAACAAACAGUACCGGCGGCUGGCCAGGGAGAACCGCACCGACACCGCCAGCAAACUGAAACAGAUGGUACACGAGGGCAACCAGCGUUGGGACAACCUGCAGAAGCGGGUCACGGCCAUUCUCCGGAGACUCAGGUACUUCACCAACCAAAGAGAAGAAUUUGAGGGCACCCGGGAGAGCAUUCUGGUAUGGCUCACAGAGAUGGACCUGCAGCUGACCAACGUGGAACAUUUCUCAGAGAGUGACGCUGAGGACAAGAUGCGCCAGCUGAACGGCUUCCAGCAGGAAAUCACGCUAAACACCAACAAGAUCGACCAGCUCAUCGUGUUCGGGGAACAGCUCAUUCAGAAGAGCGAGCCCCUGGAUGCCGUGCUGAUCGAAGACGAGCUGGAGGAGCUGCACCGGUACUGUCAGGAGGUGUUCGGCAGAGUGUCCCGCUUCCAUCGGCGACUGACCUCCCACGCCCCGAGCUUAGAAGAUGAAAAGGAAGCCUCUGAGAAUGAAACAGACAUGGAAGACCCGAGAGAGAUCCAGGCUGAUCUCUCCUGGCGGAAGAGGAGAGAGAUGGAGGAGGCAUCAUCCCCCCAGUCUCUAUGUCACCUUGUGCCCCCGGCUCUGGGACAUGAACGGUCCGGCUGUGAGACCCCCGUCAGUGUGGACUCUAUCCCUCUGGAGUGGGAUCACACAGGUGAUGUGGGGGGAUCAUCCUCUCACGAAGACGACGAGGAGGGCCCGUUCUACAGCGCACUGUCAGAUGUAGAAAUCCCUGAAAAUCCUGAGGCAUAUCUUAAAAUGACCACAAAAUCUUUGAAAGCAUCUUCUGGUAAAUCCAUUUCUGAGGGCCACCCGUGGCAUGUUCCUGACAGCCCUUCCCAUCCCAAGCAUCACUACAAAGCAAUGGAAGGUGACAAGGCUGUAGCACCAGUCCCCUCAGAUGCCAGCACUCCUUACAAACCAGCCUAUGUAAAGCUGCUGUUACAUCAAGGAACCGAUGACGGUAAGGAAGGCCCAAGAGCCUCCAAGGGCAGCCCCCAGCAGGAAGAUGAACAGCUGGCCACCUUAACGGGACAGCAGCCAGGUGCCUUCGACAGAUGGGAGCUGAUUCAAGCACAAGAGCUCCACGGCAAACUCCGGAUAAAACAGAACGUGCAGCAGCUGAAUGCGGACAUCGGGACCAUCACCGCCUGGCUGGAAAAAACUGAAGCGGAGCUGGAAGCUCUGAGGCUGGCGAAGCCUCCCUCCGAUAUCCAGGAAAUAGCGCUCAGGGUGAAGAGACUGCAAGAGAUACUAAAAGCCUUUGAUACCUACAAGACCUUGAUGGUCUCCGUCAACGUGAGCCACAAGGAAUCUCUGCCAAGCGAAAGCCCCGAAUCCACAGAACUCCAAAAUAGGCUCCACCAGCUAAGCCUGUCCUGGGACACGGUCCAGGGUGUGAUGGACAGCUGGAGAGGGGACUUACGACAAUCACUCAUGCAGUGCCAGGACUUCCACCGGCUGAGUCAGGACUUGCUCCUGUGGCUAGCGGGUGCAGAGAGCCGAAGGCAGAAGGCGCACGUCACCAGCCCAGAGGCAGACCGCCAGCUUCUCCUGGAGUGUCGGAAAGAGCUGAUGCAACUGGAAAAGGAGUUGGAAGAGCAUCAGCCUCAAGUCAGCUCCUUGCAGGAGAUUUCCUCCAGCCUUCUCGUGAAGGGGCGCGGAGAAGACUACAUUGAGGCCGAAGAGAAGGUCCACGUCAUCGAGAAGAAACUCAAACAGUUGCGUGAGCAAGUGGCUCAGGAUCUGGCGUCCUUGCAGGGGAGCCUGACUCCAGGCCCCUCUCUGGCCGGCUAUGAUGAAGUGGACUCAGGGGAAGAGCCUCCAGCUGCCUGUGCAAAGUUUGGAGAGGAGAGGUCUACAGAAGAGGAAGAGGAAACAGACAGCAGGACGUCCCACCUUGAUGACCCCGGCCGCUCACAGCCAAGGCGCUCCUUCCUCUCAAGGGUGAUCAGGGCCGCGCUGCCCCUGCAGCUGCUGCUGCUGCUGCUGCUGCUUCUGGCCUGCCUGCUGCCCGCCUCCGAAGAGGACUACAGCUGCACCCAGGCCAACAACUUCGCCCGCUCCUUCUACCCCAUGCUGCGGUACACCAACGGGCCACCUCCCACCUAGAGGAUUCUGCCAGCUGCGGUGCCAUGCCAACAGCCUAUUGGCCACAGGUGCUCAGCUCGUGGUACCAGAACCAGCCUGUGAGUGACUCUGAGCCUGGACAAGAUCCAGGGACCUGCUGGAGACACCUCCCUCAUCUUCUCCAAAUGGACUCUGGGGGCCCCGGACAACACAGACAAAAUGUCCUUCCUCUGGGACAGAGAACCGAGUAUAGCAGGACCUAGCAUUCAGACAAAGCUAGUAGAUGGGUUCCGAGAACUCUGGAAAAGCGGGGCUUCCCGAAGAACCACGGGUAGCUGGAGAGAAAUUCUCCAGCUAUGCACUUUGUAAAACACUGUAUUGUAGCACAGCUGAUAUAAGGCCUGUGAACAAUGAUGUUCAGCACAUAAAUGAACUCUAUCCAAGAAACUAGCAGGUCCCUCCCUACCUGAGUGACGGUUCAGAAACUCCACGGUUGAUUCAGACACAUUUGAAAUGUUUAAAAUCAGUUUCCUCCCAGUUGGCUAGCAAUCUGCACUCCUGGUUAUAAACUAAACUGUCCUGUUCUGUACCUAGGUCAGCUCUUUUAUAUUGCUUUAAAAUUUUUAAAAAGAAA
Peromyscus eremicus (cactus mouse) is the source of this 21353-nucleotide messenger RNA. It is a transcript of the gene Syne2, whose product is annotated as spectrin repeat containing nuclear envelope protein 2. The record is from RefSeq and is a predicted model, not a curated record. Gene Ontology annotation, molecular function: protein binding. Lineage: Eukaryota; Metazoa; Chordata; Mammalia; Rodentia; Cricetidae. Gene Ontology annotation, cellular component: membrane. The transcript has 115 exons. Bases 56 to 20761 code for a protein of 6901 amino acids.